CAAUCAUAAGGAACUGUCGUCCGUCGCGGAGUGGUCUCGCUCGUCUUCUUCACUUUCCAUUGUGUAUUUUGUCGUGACGGUGGAGGCGUAUCGACGAUUUUCCCACUUUUCUCUUGAAUUUCUGUUCCUAGUUUAAGUUUUCUAUCGUUUGGCAAGUGACUCCUGGAAAAAGUGCGACGUUACGAUUGAAUUUUCCGUGACAAUGCUGGAUCGCUGCAUGGAAUCUAAAUCGCGAAUUUCACUCGGGACUUGGCAUUCAGAGUAGUGUGUGGAAAAACAAAAAUAUGCACAUAGACAUCACGUCGUUUCGCUCACUCCUGCCUGGUUUCGCUAUCGCUCCGUCGCACGUGUGUGGUUACGAGUCUGUUGUUGUUUUGUAAUAAUCCCAUCGAGGAGCGAUCGCAGCAGCAACAAAGCAAAACUCCAAGGAAAAGUGAUGCACGGUCCUGUCGUGAGUCGGAGUGCAAGUGAAAAGCUAAUUCAGACGAGUUUAGGAUAGAAACGGGCGGCACAGGGGAAUGCGGGCAGUGCGCCGUUAGGAAGUGUGAGAUUUAUUUGGGAAGUUCGUCCUUAGCCGUGGUCGGUGCUUAGUCGUUUCGAAAUGUCAUCGGUUUGACAGUUUGACGUGCGUGACACAUUGGGACUUAGCUCGGUUUUCUGCGCCCGACAGUGAGGAAUCUUUGAAUUGUUUGAUACCCGCAACCAUGGCUGAUUUCGAUGCAAUUUACGAAGAAGAACAAUUGGAUAAUGAGCCGCUGGACGAGCACGCCGUCGUGCCAACAGUUCCUGACCCGAUUUUGAUACGAGGCGCUGGAAAUAUGACAGUGUUUGGCCUAAGCAAUCGCUUCAAUUCAGAGUUUCCUUCGGGGUUGGUUUCGCGUGUAGCACCUGAAGAAUUCAAAGCCACAAUCGGUCGGAUAAAUGGUAUUUUAAAGAAAGCUCUACCAGUUAAUGUAAAAUGGUUGUUUUGCGGCUGUGUCUGCUGUUGUUGUACAUUAGGUUGCUCAUUGUGGCCGGUGAUAUGCCUUAGUAAAAGAACACAACUAACCUUAGAUAAAUUACUGGAAUGGGAAAACAGCCAUUUGUACCAUAAACUGGGCUUGCAUUGGCGGCUGACGAAACAACAAUGUGAUACGAGUUCCAUGAUGGAAUAUGUUAUUUUGAUCGAGUUUAUACCGAAAACGCCCAUUUAUCGACCCGACUAAAGUAGCUAAGCGCAAAAAUGUAAUGUAAUUGGUUUUAAGCAAGUGAAGUCGCGCAUGCUUGCAUGCCUCAAAUAGUCGUUUAAGAGUUACAAAACGUAGCAUUUUAAGAAAAUAUCUUUUUUUUUUAUUUAUCUCUAUUUGGUUUUCCUACAAGUGUAGAUUGCGUUUUUAUCUUUCAAGUUUUAAUAAUCAUUUUUCAUGGCGGAGUUUCUGUGGUGCUCCGAAUCUUGUCCAUUAUUUUAUGAAUUCAUGCAAUUGUAAAAAAGAAAUAAAUGAAAAAAUUAUAUCUACCCCUGUUCCGUUAGCGUGAGAACGAUUUUAUCGAAUUCUUUAUCGUGUUAAUUUUAAGAUAUGCAACAAACAUUUUACCCAUUGUGUAUAGAUAACGCAUUGAAGUAACACAAUUGAAUCACGAGCAGUAAGAUAAAGUGUAGUACGUGUGUAAAUGGAGCGUUAAGUGCAGGACUAAAUGCGAUGAAUUCUUUGUACGAUGAAUGUGUGAUGCGAAUGGGAGAGAGCAGGCGGUGAUAGUGCAAAAAAAGUAGAGAGAACUGAGGAUGAGAAUUACUAAGGGAUCGUUUUAAUUCCUGCGUUUUAAGUGGUUUAGUUGUUAUUGUACAAAAAUAGAACGUAUAUAUUUACUAGUAACUUAUGUGAAGCGAACAAGUGAUGAAGAAAAUAAUCUGUAAAAUUAGUUAUAGCGGAGUGAUCGCAGGAGAGAUCAUGGGCAAGAAAUUGAAGAGACAAAAUUGAAUAUGUUUCGUAAAAAUAAAGAAGAGAAUUGAGAAAAAAUGA
Hermetia illucens (black soldier fly) is the source of this 2000-nucleotide messenger RNA. RefSeq names its product cysteine-rich hydrophobic domain-containing protein 2. Bases 705 to 1205 code for a protein of 166 amino acids. The record is from RefSeq and is a predicted model, not a curated record. The transcript is spliced from 3 exons. NCBI's taxonomy places the organism in Eukaryota, Metazoa, Arthropoda, Insecta, Diptera, Stratiomyidae.